UGGGAGUUGUAUUAGUUAUGUAAGGUUCCUCACUGAGCUGCAACGGGGUAGUGACUCAGACAGCUGCUGAUCAUGUCUCAAUCUAUAGGUGAGAUGAUGUUGAAGGAGUACUUCAAAAGAAUCGGUUUCCACAGCUCCUAUGAAAAACUGGAUCUUGCAACACUAUCAUUGCUCCACAAACGUCAUGUCAUGUCAAUUCCAUUUGAAAACCUCAGCAUUCACUGCGGUGAGAAGAUCACCAUGGACCUUGAGGUCAUUUUCAAUAAGGUAGUGAGGUGCAGUCGUGGGGGUUGGUGCCUUGAAAACAACUACCUCUUUGGGUGGGUGCUGAAAGAAAUGGGCUACAAUACAACGACACUGAGCUCCAGAGUCUUUAACAGUCUCCUCAACGACUUUAGCGCUUGGGACUCUCAUCUCAUUAAUAAGGUUGUCAUCGAUGGUAAGGCUUACAUAGCAGAUGUAAGCUUCGGGGUGUCAAACCAGUUGUGGGAACCAUUGGAGCUUGUCUCAGCAAAAGGCCAGUGUCAGGCACCAGGUGUAUUUCGUCUCACUGAGAAAGGGGACGUCUGGAUGCUGGAGAAGACUUGUAGAAAGCCGGAGGUGGUCAAUUCAGAAUUCGCCAAAUCCAGUCUAAUAUCGUGGGCGGAGACAAAGCUGAUCUACUGCUUCACCUUGCAGCCACGAGAGGCAGAUUAUUUCUUUAACGCAUGCCAUCAGCUCCAGACAAACCCUGCUUCACUGUUCACCAAUAAAUCAAUCUGCUCUUUGCAAACACCCACAGGAUUCAGAGCCCUUCUCGGAUGGACGUAUAGCGACGUCACCUACAAACCUGAGCAUGGUGUUGAUGUCAUAGACAUGAGGCACAUCAGUGAUGAUGAGAUUGAGCAAAUACUCAGCGAAAAGUUUAAUAUACAACUGAAGAACAAAUUACAACCUGUUAACAACAAAACAUUUUAUACUCUCUAGAAAUGAUGUUAAAAUGUCAAAUAAAAAUUUUAUUUAUGGCUGGAAUCUACCAUAUUCUGCCAUUUUAUUUUACAUUUUCAUUUACUUUAUCAGUCCUGUUUUUGAUGUUUACAUUUUAUGUAAACUAAAAUUGUAAAACAAGUAGCAAUCCUCUUUGGAACUGGAAAGAUAAAUGUAUGAUGAGGUAUGUACGUUACAGUGAUGAUCUGAUUCAUUUAAAUGUCUAUAGGUCAAUGAACCAAUUAAAAUUUGUUUAGAUGAUUAUAUUGUACAAAGAAUUUCACAGUGAUUUAAUCAGAUAUCUUGUCAGCAGGAGGGGUUGACAUUGUAUUUUAUGCUUAUUUUAUUUUAUAUAUUAUGCUUAAAUGUUGUACUUUUGUCUUUAUGUUUUGUAUCAGGUGAACAGUCCAUCCUUGACAUGUAGAUUAAAAGAAUAAAUCUACUUCU
Messenger RNA from Sphaeramia orbicularis (orbiculate cardinalfish), 1413 nucleotides. RefSeq names its product arylamine N-acetyltransferase, pineal gland isozyme NAT-10-like. Lineage: Eukaryota; Metazoa; Chordata; Actinopteri; Kurtiformes; Apogonidae. Bases 73 to 966 code for a protein of 297 amino acids. The record is from RefSeq and is a predicted model, not a curated record. The transcript is spliced from 2 exons. Gene Ontology annotation, molecular function: arylamine N-acetyltransferase activity.